Caenorhabditis remanei is the source of this 1140-nucleotide messenger RNA. RefSeq lists its product as uncharacterized. Gene Ontology annotation, biological process: apoptotic DNA fragmentation. Gene Ontology annotation, molecular function: deoxyribonuclease II activity. The record is from RefSeq and is a predicted model, not a curated record. The coding region runs from base 1 to 1140 and encodes 379 amino acids. The transcript is spliced from 9 exons. Lineage: Eukaryota; Metazoa; Nematoda; Chromadorea; Rhabditida; Rhabditidae.
AUGAUUCGACCACUUAUCCUACUAAUUUCUCUACUUGGAGUAUCAUAUGCAGCCAUUCAAUGCAAGGAUAAUAACGGGAAUAACGUGGAUUGGUUUGUUUUCUACAAACUUCCUCAUCUCUGGGACCAUCCGAACAAUGUUCCGAUUUCAAAUGGAACUGGAUUCAUGUAUUUUGAUGUAAAUAAUAAGAAUUGGAAAUUGAUGCCUCAAGGAAUGGAUGUACAGAACAACGCAGUUUACUACACUCUUCAGCAAUACUACACAUCAAAUAAUCAAACGACAUUCCAAUACUUGUAUAACGACGAAUGGCCAGAUAGCACGAUUUGGAGUAACAGUUCUGGGCAUGCUAAGGGAGUUACAGUAUUCGAUCAAUACACAGGAUUCUGGAUGAUCCACAGUAUUCCGAAAUUCCCGAGUGUCGAUCAGUUUAGAUUCCCAUCGAAUGCUCAUUAUUACGGGCAAAUGGGAAUUUGUAUUUCAUUCAAUUAUGCUUCUCUUGGGGAUAUUGCUCAACAACUAUUCUACUAUAACACAUUCACUUAUAAAUUCAACUUGCCACAAAGCUUUGCCAACGCUUUCCCAGUAUUGAAUCAAUUGCAAAAAUUGGAAUAUAAUAAGAGCCCUCCACUAACCUCCAUCAAAGUUCUGAAAUCCCUUGCUGGCCAGAAUUUCAAACAUUUUGCCAAAACUGGAGAAUGGGGAAAAGAUCUUUACAACGAUAUCGUCGGACCAGAACUCAAAUCCUCAAUCAAAGUUGAAACAUGGAAUCACCAGAGUGGAGAUGAACUCAAUCUUCCAUCUAUGUGUGACCCGAAUAAGCAACAAUCGACAAUGAGUGCCAAAUACAUUCGUCUUCCCUACGGUGUCAACUACACAAGUUAUGAAGAUCACUCGAAAUUCGUCGUUGCUUACAGUGAAAUCUCAUCGAAACCAGCGAUUCCAUAUGUUUGUAUCGGAGAUAUUAAUAGACAGACUCACCAACUUCAUCGUGGAGGUGGAACAAUGUGUAUUUACAACCAAGACACGUAUUUCCAAUAUGCGAAUGUCAUCGCAGAAGUAGUUUAUUGUAGCAGAGCAAAUGCCGAAAAGGUACACGCUUUGGAGACGAAUAGAUACAGAAGACACGUCGUCUCUGAUUGA